This is a messenger RNA of Lithohypha guttulata, 1725 nucleotides long. RefSeq lists its product as uncharacterized. Lineage: Eukaryota; Fungi; Ascomycota; Eurotiomycetes; Chaetothyriales; Trichomeriaceae. The record is from RefSeq and is a predicted model, not a curated record. Gene Ontology annotation, cellular component: TORC1 complex; fungal-type vacuole membrane. The transcript has a single exon. Bases 1 to 1725 code for a protein of 574 amino acids.
AUGGGUCCCAAGAAGUCCAUGUCCGCUGUGUACGCUGACGGAGGAGGUCGUAACCAUCGCAGGGUCAAGUCAGGCACAACAACACCACUGGCCAGCCCAAGAUCGCACACGAGUGGUGGUGGUCAUAUGAAACGGAACGCUUCGCAUGUGGUCCUGCCUAAGAACCGAUCGCAUGGCAAUCUACGCAAGAACCAAUCUACCAAUGCCUUGACUGCGCUGAAUCGCAACAUAUCACGAGGUGCUUUGAACAAGCUGGGUGCACCCACAUCACAGAAGGUGAAGAAAGAUGCGCAACAGAAACAGGGCGUAUUCGAUAUGGGCAAUGCCUCGGACGACAAUGAGGAAGAGGCGGAAUGGGAAGACUCUACAGCAUCGCCGGAGCUCACAAGAAAUAACUCGAAAGUGUCGACCCCUCAACGAUCGCAUACGCCAAAUGCUGAACCUAUACAAAAGCCGCCAGAUGUAUCACAAGACAUCGUGCCAGAGAGGACCUCAUCUCCACCCUCCCCAGAAGUCUUGAAAACCAACAGAUCGGCUCCCAACCUUCGUCGCGAACAGACUCUCAGCCAUGACCGUGACCAUGAGAGACAACCACCUGCCCUUGUCCAGCAGCAGAAUGGACGUGGUUCACGUGCCCCGCUUGCGAUGACUACUGCGAAUGCGAUUUCGAGCCAACAGCAUCUUCCCCGAACCGACUCUCAGCGUUCACUCGGUCAGUCGUCCUUUGCCAGCCUCGAUGUCUCGCAAGAUCACAAUGAGAAGACCAUUAGGAGUCCUGGUCUCACCAAUCAGUCUUCAUCAGGCAGUGCUGUGGUUUCACAUUUUCUUACCCAGGAUAACUCAAAAUCCCAGGUGUUUCAAUCUCAAGACGGAACGACCUCUGACAAUGAGUCCGAAUCCCAAUCCGUUGCGGACUUCAUGGCCACUUACAAACCUCAGCCGUCUGAGAGCCCUGAACAACCACGAAUGAAUAUCAACAAAGCAAGAGUGGCAUCGCAGCCUUCACGCACACAGCAAAAGCUUGAACUACAGAGGCGUAAGGCUAUGCAUGGAGCUGGUCCCCCCACACCAGUAGGAGGGUUGGCACUUAGUGCAGGGAGUUCUGUCAGCUUGCACAGCAGAACCCAUUCGCAUGGAAAAGGUGUGGGAAGAACUAAGAGUAUGGUAGUGGAGAUGAAAGCCAUCAAACAGGACUACGAAGCAUCUGUGAAGCAACUCACGGUCAUACGACGGUUUCGCAACCCUGUGCUCGAAAGUCUGCAUCGACUGCGACAUACCGGUUCACUACCAAUCGAGACACCUAAGGCUGGACAUUUGCCAUCCAAAACGAAUGCAGAACAACACAAGCGUCCACCAAGCCGCCACGGUAACCGCUCUGGCGUCGCAGCUCACGAUGCAAGUGAAGCAAACCAUGCGCAGCGGAAUGCUCCGCCAAGAAUACCGACCACUCAGACUGAUCCCGAAUCUACUAGAGCCACUACAGCUCCUCGAGCAUCCAAAGUCUCUUUCGCAGCCGCACCACAUACACAAGCACAACCUCGUCCAGGCGGUGCUCGAGAUUCCAAAGUUACGUUUCAAUUAUCUCGACAAGAAAGUCAAGACGACAUUCUUAUCGCGUCUCCAGACAGAUCUGGUCCCGUUGGGGGCGAUGAAUACUCGGACGGCUUAAGUCCAGAAGAGGCGCUCAUUAGACGCAUGUGGGAGAGUCGAAUUCACGUGGCUUAG